AUGAAGAACAAGAUCGACAUAAAGAGCAUGGACGAUAAGCUGAAGAAGCAUGUCGAUCGAGUAUUAUGUGACAUGGAGAAGAAGAACAAGAAGACAGAGAUAGUUGGAGCGAUGGCAGUACAGAAGCCACAAGAGUGGGCUCUCAAUCCUGCAAAGCUUGUCAUAAACAAAGAAGCCUUUGCUCGUGGAGCUUUUGCUACAGUUCACAAAGGUCGUUACAACGACGAAGAAGUUGCCGUUAGAAAGCUAGACUGGGGAGAAGAUGAGGGAGGAUUCUUGCAAAGAGAUUUUCAGCGCGAGAUUUCUGUUUGGUACAGCCUUGAUCAUCCGAACAUUACUAAGUGCAUCGGAGCUACAACAUUAAUGGUUGGUAGCUCUGCUUGUGUAGUUGCGGAGUAUGUUCCUGGAGGUACACUCAGGUCUCACCUCAAGAAGUUUCGCGAAACGAAGCUGAAAUUCAAGGUUGUCUUGCAACUAGCAUUGGAUCUUGCUAAAGGGUUGAGCUACUUGAACUCCAAGAACAUUGUGCACAGAGAUCUGAAAUCAGAAAAUUUGCUUCUUGAUAAAAAUGGGAGAGUAAAGAUAGCAGAUUUCGGUUUGUCACGUCUUGAGGCUUCGAUAUUGAGUGAGAUGACAGGCAAAACCGGCACCGCUGCAUAUAUGGCCCCGGAAGUAUUGGAGUCUAAGCCUUACAACAAGAAGUGUGACGUUUAUAGCUUUGGGAUUUGUUUAUGGGAGAUUUGCAGCUGCCAGAUGCCCUACUCAGACUAUUCACAAAUGUCAGAGGUAACUUCUGCUGUUGUGUACAACAACUUAAGACCACAGAUACCGAAAAGUUGUCCAAGCUCCUUGGCCAAAGUCAUAAAAAGAUGUUGGGAUGCAGAUCCAAGGAAAAGACCGGAUAUGGAGGAAGUUGUUACCAUGUUAGAGGCGAUUGAAAACUCAAAGCAUCACCAUGGUUGCUUCUGCUUCUCCAUGCCGGAGACUAAGUAUAUAGGUAGCUAG
Fragaria vesca subsp. vesca is the source of this 1005-nucleotide messenger RNA. Its product is annotated as serine/threonine-protein kinase HT1-like. NCBI's taxonomy places the organism in Eukaryota, Viridiplantae, Streptophyta, Magnoliopsida, Rosales, Rosaceae. Gene Ontology annotation, cellular component: plasma membrane. Gene Ontology annotation, biological process: protein phosphorylation. The transcript has a single exon. The coding region runs from base 1 to 1005 and encodes 334 amino acids. Gene Ontology annotation, molecular function: ATP binding; protein kinase activity. The record is from RefSeq and is a predicted model, not a curated record.